Molecule: messenger RNA, 4904 nt
Organism: Acanthaster planci (crown-of-thorns starfish)
Lineage: Eukaryota; Metazoa; Echinodermata; Asteroidea; Valvatida; Acanthasteridae
Biological process (GO): regulation of gene expression
Cellular component (GO): nucleus
Source: RefSeq, a predicted model, not a curated record
ACCAGUCUAGAAGAGUUAAUUUCAAUGGUACGCGGUGUGUACAUGUACUUUUUGUACAUCCGGCGCACACGUCCAUAUACACCCAAAUGUACAGGACAUACAUGAGCCGGGAACCAUGUAAAUGUCAACAUGGAUAAAGAUGCUGUAGAUGGUUCGACUGAAAAUCCGACGAUUUUGGACUGUGUACAGACCGAUCAAUUUGGCUUGAGAACAUUUGAAAAUGAGCAAGGAAAACAGGAGUAUCACGUGGUCAAAUUUGACAACAAUGGGGAUUCUGGGCUGGUCAUGAGCAAUGUUCCUGUGACGCUGCCUCAAAAUGUCUCGGUGCACGUCGAUCAAUCUGGAAGAUUAAUGCUCCAAAUCGAUGGUGGAGCCAUUGAUGGUCUAACAGGCGACUUGGGUGGAAGUGGAGAUGCAGUCCCAAUUUCUACAGGCCAGGUCACAGAAAUGCCUACCAGCUUUCCUAAGAAGCUCCCCCCAAUGCUUUUGCAAUCACCAGAGGCAUUGCCCAGUAUCCGGACUGUGGAUGGUGUGUUGCAGAUGGGAAGGGUCUCCAGUGUUAUGGGUAAUGUAGCAGACUGCUUACGCUUGAUGCCUGAUGCUGAUCCCCUGGACUGUAUGGACACAGCAGUGCAAGCCACAGCGACACCAGCCACAUCAACCCCUACCAGCAAUAGCUUCACUGAUGUCAUUGCUACAAUGCAAGGGUCCAUCCCAAAUGAGAGUGGAGAUUGCUCCUUAAAUGUCCAGGACACAGGUGAUGUUGACACAGUGUCAGGGUCAACAGAACGAGUUGAUGACUCGAUUGACAAUUCAGAAUCUCUGAUUGGUUCCUCAGAAACAUUGACCUCAGUGUCCAUGGCGGAAGUCAUGGAUACCAUAACAAGAACGUCUGAACCACAAGUCACUGGUACCCUUCCCAGCUCUGUUCCAGUCGACACUCUUUCUUUGCCGUCCUUGGUCAGCAUUGGUGUGCCAAAUGUGGAACUCACCACAACAGGUCAAUUGGUAAUCAGUCGAGGUCCGAUGGUUUACAGCGACCAGUCCAGCAGUCUUCUCAGCAUGGCUUCCCCUGUUCCUGAUAUAACUAGCUCCCUCAAAGAGAACACCAUUACACCAAAUGUGCUCACUGAGAACCAACCUGCUGUCAAACCUAAGGUCAAGAGGAAAGGUGGCUGGCCCAAGGGGAAAAAAAGAAAAAAGGAACUUGUACCCAGUGUCCCCAAAGCACCAACUACAGCGUAUUCUGUGUUUCUAAAUGAGCAGCUGAAACUUAUGAAGGAAAAGCAUUCCAAGAAGCAGUUUCCUGAGAUUAUCAAAAUUCUGGGCCAUACCUGGACAAAAAUGACAGCUGAAAGCAAGAAGAAAUAUGUGCAUGCAGCAGAAGUGGACAAGAAACGCUAUAUCGAUGAACUCCGGGCCUUCCAACACAGUGAAACCUACCAGAUGUUGCUCAGAAGACAGGUUGCUAAAAAGAUUAAAGAUUUGGCAGGUGUUGAUGGUGCUACCAUAGAUCCUGAUGUCAGUGCCUCAGUUGUUAAUGAAUUGCAUUUAGAGGAGGAUGACCCUAGUGACCUGCUGUGUAAGAUAUGUGACCAGUAUUUCAGCUCAGUUCAUAACAAGAAAGAGCACAUGUACGGCAAGCAACAUCUCCUAACACUGACUGCAAAGCUGUGUGAAAUAGAGAAAGAAGUCCUGGAGAUGCAAGAGAGCAACCAGCAUUUGACCACCUCUAGCUUAUUAGACCCUCCAAAUCAAGCUAUGCCAACAGAGCAAUCCCUACAACCCCAGACUGAAGAGAGACACUCCACUGCAGCCGGAGGCGCCAGUAGUGUGUCAGGUACAUGUACAUGUACAUGUACCAGGCAGCAGCAUCCAACAACACCAGUCAAGAUAGACAUUGAACAAUUCAAGGAGGACUUCAUGGAUAUGAAUCUUGUUCGAGAGAUGGAACUUGGGGAGUUGCGGUGUCGGGACCAGGAACUCUUUGAACUCAACAUGCAACUCAGCAAUCAGUGCCAGCAACUUCAGGAUGCAGUUGCUAAGGCAACGCUGGAACUGAAUGAACUAAAGCGGGUGGACACUACACUCAGGGCCAAGUUGGAGAGUCUUCGAAUGGUUCCCACGCUCUUUGGUGUCAUCAACUUUUGACAGAGGCUAUUCAUUUGGAUGCAGCCUUUGAAGAAUUAUUCGUAUGAUCUCCAAGAUCCCCAACUUGGUUUUAAAACCAAAUGUCAGUGUUUCUCAUAAUAUUUAUUCCAGAUUUCUAUCACACAGUAAGAAUAUGUUGUUUGUACAGAAGCCUAAAGCUCAUUAUAUUAUUCUAUCUCUGUAUUUAUUUAUCCUUUAUGCCUUAAUUUCACUCUGAGAAAAACAACUCUUCCUUUUCACCCUCAUGUCUAGGAUGUUGAAAACAACUGAAAUUUCCUGAAUUAAUUAAAAACUUGGACUAACUCAUAGCCAAUAACACAAAUAACCAUAAGCAGACAUGACUUCAAAUGACAAAUGGGAUACAUGCAUCCUAUUGCAGUUCAUCACUCAUAAAUGACACCUUUAAUGCAAGAUUGGUAGGUGAACAUGCGUUCAUUGCUGAGCAGCGAAGUUCCAGCUUUCCUGUUAGUAUUAAUUCUGCCGGAUUAAUUUCUGCUGAAAUUAGAGCAAAAGGUUGAGUCCUUCUCAUCCUUUUGUUCCAGACAAACUAGUUGCUUUGAGACAAGGACCAAGAUUCAGCCUCUUAGCAAUGCACACACCUCCAUGUACGAUUCAGCUUCAAAUCAGCCUCGAGGGCAGGUUUUACAGUGAUUCUUCACUGCUUACGGUCGGUUCACCCACACUGCAUGUCACCAUGAGUAGCAUUCCGCUACUUAGAACUCACUGCCGCCAGAUGGUAUGAGGAGUACAUGUACGAGCCUGCUGGAUGUUUGACCCUUCUGCUAGAGUGGAGAUGUGCUCACAGUGGCCUGAAUAAUUCCACUCAGAGGAAGAGCUGCUUUGUGGCAGAUUAAAUCCAGUCCCGUGUUAAAGAUUGAUAUCACUCCCUCAAUAAAAUAUCUUGAGGAAAAAAAAGUGGUACUAAUGCUGUCUUUUGGAUAGCGCAAACGGUGACAGGCAGUGAUGCAUGUCAUGACUGUGCUCAAGAAUAUAGCAUCAUCUCAAGAAUAUAGCGUAGUGAACAUAGUAUCAGCUGAGAAUUUUUCAUUUAAGCAUCAGACAUGAUGGGACAUCACUUUGUGGUCCCAAGAUAAUAAUGACAGUAUGGGUUCCGAGUCAUCACAUCAAGUCAUCAAGCACAUCAACCCCCACCCCAAACUUUGACUUUGUCAUUUCUGCCUUCUCAUAAGUGAGAUAUCGGUCAUUAGUUAUGGGAGUCACUGAAACUCUGCUCUCAUUAUGAAUUUGAAUAAACCAAGUGUCAGUAUAUCAGUAUUUGAAGCCUGCAGAAGGUGAACCCGUACACUGAACGUUUGAGGCCGUGUCGACCAUUAACGGUAUGCUUUGGGUUGACUGGGAUGGUACGGCUGUAUCUAGUGGGAAUACUGUUGAAAGAAGUUGCAUGCAAAAGUGAAAACUGGUCGUGUUAGUAAUGUCCAGGUUAAGGUGGGUUCGUACCAUGGUGCGAACACGAGCGCCAAAUUGUGACGAGAUAUCAAGUAUUCGGGCGUCGAAUUCGCAAAAGUUUAAAGGCUGGUUCAUAUUUCAUGCGAAAGCGAAGCGAAUUUAACGCCGCGACAGGUUUUUAGCGAAAUUUUGCUCGGGUUGAAAUCUGUUCAACUUCUGCAAAUCCGUAGCGCGAAUAUGUGACCUGACGUCACAAAUUUGUGUUCUUGUUCGCUUUCACUUUUUAACACUUUUCAGCUCAGCGAAUUUUGCAAGAGAUAUAUUUCCUGACGUAAAAUUCACUUCACUUUUGUGUUUGUCCGAAGUCCGGAGUUUAAAAAGGCAAUUUUACUAACUGUUUAAAUUCCCGCUUUCAGGUUUUGGAAAACGUUUCAUUUUGUUCUUUUGUAGAAUUGCCAUAAAGCCGUUAUCAAAGUGAAAUGUGCAUGAGCUUUGUAUCUACAAAAACGCUUGCUUCUUGAUGUGAAAUGAGAGAAAGCCUUGAUAGUCUUCGGUUAAUGAUAAGCUGUAUUAAGACUUGUCUUGGGGCUAAUUGCUCAGCAUCGGGAGAAGAUUGCUGCAGUACCUGCGUAUUUUCGCUGGACACCUGGUCAUAGAUACAUAUACAUGUACAGGUUUGAAUAUUUGCCAUUUCAUGUUUUGGUGGGUUUGUUCAGUUUUUAAAAUCCCUUUCAGGAUCAGCAACACUAAAUUUUGGAGAAGUGUAAAAACUUGGUUUUAGCUCCAUGGACGCUAAUGUUGCGAAAACAGUAAACACAAUAAAUCCAUUUAUAUACAUUUCGCCUUCUUUGCAGUUGCCAUACUCUCAUCUACAUUCUUAGGAAUCGGAUCGGGUAGAAAUAAAGAUUGGAUGUCGAAUUUUCACCAUCUUGAAUGGAUCGAAAAGAAAAACCAUUGGAUAUUUGUGAAAACACCUGUACAUCUGUAACAAAGCAUUGCAUGACAGCCGGUUAGAUGGAUUAGUUCCUUGUCAUCCUAUCUCUACUUCAAACCUUGUAAUUUGACCGGUUGUUUAUUGCAAAGUAAAGAGGAAUGGUGUUUUCGUCCCUUCAAAUUUGUAAUAAUUAUUUCUCGCCAGAAUCAUCUACGAGCCGCAAGGAAAGAGUGAUUCAGUCAAGGUCGAACAUAUACCUGCGGAUGGUUCCUUUUCACUUUGGACUGUUUGAAAUCAUCUGCCUUUAUAGCUUGUCUCAAAUGCUAUACUGUGUGAAUACAAAAAUAUUUAAGACUUCCUAUAAAGACCAGUGAAUGUAAGUUAUAUAUUGAAUAAAUAUGAGUCAACUUGU